GUGGUUCGGGCCCGCCCCUCGGCCGUGGUCCCAGGGGGCUGCGGACUACGGGUCCCGGCAGGCCUCGCGUUGGCCCCUGAGCCCCUGGCGCCGGGGGCUUCGGGCGGCCUGAGCCAGUGGCCUCUGGCGCUGCGCGGCACAGCUUAGCACCUGGCAGGUUGGCUGGCUCAGAGAAGUCUAGCUCGCGGGUUGGCCGCCCCACACACUGAGGCCGCAGCCGACCGACUGACAGACUCGGCCCUUCUCAGGCCCCCGGAGCCUAGGCGCAGAGCGGCCCGGACGCAAACUUCCGGACCUGCUGACUGGCUACCUGUUUGGUUUGCUGUGCUCUGUGUCAGCCAUGGAUUCCAAUCUCCAACAGGAAAUCUUGGUGGCUGAGCAAAAUUGUGACCCGAGAAACAGCAACUAAGCAUUUGGGAUGCUGACAAGAGGCUGGUGUAUACGCUAAGGUCUCCACCAUGGACCCAGACCCCCAAGCGGGCGUGCAGGUGGGCAUGCGCGUGGUGCGUGGCGUGGACUGGAAGUGGGGCCAGCAGGAUGGCGGCGAGGGCGGCGUGGGCACGGUGGUGGAGCUCGGCCGCCACGGCAGCCCUUCGACCCCUGACCGCACAGUGGUCGUGCAGUGGGACCACGGCACCCGCACCAACUACCGCGCUGGCUACCAGGGCGCACACGACCUGCUGCUCUAUGACAACGCCCAAAUCGGCGUCCGCCACCCCAACAUCAUCUGCGACUGCUGCAAGAAGCACGGGCUGCGGGGCAUGCGCUGGAAAUGCCGUAUCUGCUUCGACUACGACCUCUGCACGCAAUGCUACAUGCACAACAAGCACGACCUGGCCCACGCCUUCGAGCGCUACGAGACGGCCCACUCGCGCCCGUCAGGUCUGUCCUGAGCCAUUUCCUGGAGGAGUGACCAGGCUCGUGAUCACCCCAGGGGCCUGGGCAUUGACACCAGCCCUCACCCCCUACAGAAGGCGACUGUGUCCACCUAGCAGGGUCAUGCUGAGUCCCCGCCAGGGCCUCCCAAGGAUCCCGUUAAGGGGCAUCUUCCAAGGGGCGAAGGUGGUUCGGGGCCCCGACUGGGAGUGGGGCUCACAGGAUGGAGGAGAAGGGAAGCCAGGCCGAGUGGUGGACAUCCGUGGCUGGGAUGUGGAGACAGGCCGGAGCGUGGCCAGUGUGACGUGGGCCGAUGGCACCACCAACGUGUACCGUGUGGGCCACAAAGGCAAGGUGGACCUCAAGUGUGUGGGCGAGGCAGCUGGCGGCUUCUACUACAGGGAGCACCUCCCAAGGCUUGGCAAGCCUGCAGAGCUGCAGCGCAGGGUCAGUGCUGAUGGCCAGCCCUUCCAGCGUGGGGACAAGGUCAAGUGUCUGCUGGACACGGACGUGCUGAGGGAGAUGCAGGAAGGCCACGGCGGGUGGAACCCCCGGAUGGCCAAGUUUAUCGGACAGACGGGCACCGUGCACCGCAUCACAGACCGUGGGGACGUGCGUGUGCAGUUCAGCCACAAGACCCGCUGGACCUUCCACCCUGGGGCUCUCACCAAGCAAAACUGCCUGGUGGGUGAGGUGGUGCGGGUUAUCGACGACCUUGACACGGUGAAGCGGCUGCAGGCUGGCCAUGGGGAGUGGACUGAUGACAUGGCCCCUGCUCUGGGCCGCAUUGGGAGAGUGCUGAAGGUUUUCGGAGAUGGGAACGUGGGUGUGCUGGUCAGUGGGAAGCUGUGGACCUUCAGCCCCUCCUGCCUGGUGGCCUACCGGCCUGAGGAAGAUGCCAACCUGGACGUAGCUGGGCGAGCCCGGGAGAACAAAAGCUCCCUGAGCGUUGUCCUGGACAAGCUUCGAGCCCAGAAGAGUGACCUGGAGCACCCAGGGAGGCUGGUGGUGGAGGUGGCUCUGGGCAAUGUGGCCCGGGCUCUGGACCUGCUGCGGCGGCACCCGGAACAGGUGGACACCAAGAAUCAGGGCAGGACUGCCCUGCAGAUGGCCACCUACCUAGGCCAGGUGGAGCUGGUGCGGCUGCUGCUGCAGGCUCAGGCGGGCGUUGACCUGCCGGAUGACGAGGGCAACACAGCACUGCACUACGCAGCCCUGGGGAACCAGCCCGAGGCUGCCCGGGUACUCUUGAGCUCAGGUUGUGGGGCCAAUGCUCUGAACAGCACUCGGAGCUCAGCACUGCAUGUGGCCGUGCAGAGGGGCUUCCUGGAGGUGGUGAAGGUCCUCUGUGAGCGUGGCUGUGACGUCAACCUGCCUGAUGCCCAUGCUGACACACCCCUGCACUGCGCCAUCUCAGCGGGCACUGGUGCCAGCGGCAUUGUGGAGGUCCUCACCGAGGUGCCAGGCAUCGAUGUCACUGCCACCAACAGCCAGGGCUUCACCCUGCUGCACCACGCGUCCCUCAAAGGCCACACACUAGCUGUCAGGAGGAUUCUGGCACGGGCCCGGCAGCUGGUGGACGCCAAGAAGGAGGAUGGGUUCACGGCACUGCACCUGGCCGCCUUCAACAACCACAGGGAGGUGGCCCAAGUUCUUAUCCGAGAGGGCCACUGUGAUGUGAACGCUCGCAACCGUAAGCUGCAGUCCCCGCUGCACCUGGCUGUGCAGCAGGCCCACGUGGGGCUGGUGCCACUGCUGGUGGAUGCCGGCUGCAGCAUCAACGCGGAGGAUGAGGAGGGGGACACGGCUCUGCACGUGGCCCUGCAGCGCCACCAGCUGCUGCCUCUGGCAGCUGAUGGGGGCGCAGGGGACCCGGGUCCCCUGCAGCUGCUGUCCAGGCUACAGGCCUCGGGCCUUCCGGGCAGCGCGGAGCUGACGGCGGGCGCAGCGAUCGCCUACUUCUUAGCGCUGGAGGGCGCCGACCUGAGCUAUGCCAACCACCGCGGCCGGAGCCCCCUGGACCUGGCUGCUGAGGGUCGCCUGCUCAAAGCCCUGCAGGGCUGUGCUCAGCGCUUCCGGGAGCGGCAGGCUGGCGGCGGUGGCAGCGGGGGCUCGGCCCAGGGCCCAAGACUGGUGCUCAGUGCUCCGAACACUGUGACCAACCUGCAUGGGGCCGCGCCGACGGGGCCCGAGGCCGCCGAGUGCCUAGUGUGCUCGGACCUGGCGCUGCUGGUGCUGUUCUCGCCCUGCCAGCAUCGCACAGUGUGCGAGGAGUGCGCACGCAGGAUGAAGAAGUGCAUCAGGUGCCAGGUGGUCAUCAGCAAGAAGCUGCGCCCAGACGGCACGGAGGUGGUCAACGCAGCCCCCGCGCCCGGCCCGCCGCGGCAGCUGGUGGAGGAGCUGCAGAGCCGCUACCGGCAGAUGGAGGAGCGCAUCACCUGCCCGAUUUGCAUCGACAGCCACAUCCGCCUCGUGUUCCAGUGCGGCCAUGGCGCGUGCGCGCCCUGUGGCGCGGCACUCAGCGCCUGCCCCAUCUGCCGCCAGCCCAUCCGCGACCGCAUCCAGAUCUUCGUGUAGCCCGCGCCCCCCGCCUCGUUCCGGGGCCAUGCCCCGCGGCCACCCUCGCGAGCCCUUUCUCUGUGUUUUAUAAAAAGAUUGCUGGA
This is a messenger RNA of Cervus elaphus (red deer), 3539 nucleotides long. RefSeq names its product MIB E3 ubiquitin protein ligase 2 (gene MIB2). The transcript has 21 exons. Gene Ontology annotation, molecular function: ubiquitin-protein transferase activity; zinc ion binding; protein binding. The record is from RefSeq and is a predicted model, not a curated record. Gene Ontology annotation, cellular component: cytoplasm. The coding region runs from base 538 to 3453 and encodes 971 amino acids. Lineage: Eukaryota; Metazoa; Chordata; Mammalia; Artiodactyla; Cervidae. Gene Ontology annotation, biological process: protein ubiquitination.